UGCCGCUCCUGCCUCCGCCUCCUUCUUCCUGCGCCUCCUCUGCUCCCUGGGCACCGAGGGCGAUGGACGCCGGCUGCCUGUCGGCCCGCAGCCUGCUGCUCUUCCUCGGUUACCUAUUGCAAGCAGCCCUGGGCACAACAGUGAUCCCGUUAUGUGGGCCUGGUGAAAUGGAGAACUGCACCACAGCGCUCAUUCAAACAGAGAACAGCCCACGCGUGGCCCAGGUUGGGAUAACGAGAUGCAAGCCUGAAAUGAAGGACUACUGCUUCCAUGGGCAGUGUGUGUACAUCGUGGACUUGGAUGAGCAUUACUGCAGGUGUGACGUGGGCUUCUCCGGCGUGCGGUGCGUGCACUCGGAGCUGGUCCGGCAGCCCCUCAGCAAGGAGUACGUGGCACUGACCGUCAUCGUGGUCCUGCUCUUCCUCGCUGCCCUCUCUCUCGCCGGCUACUACAUCUGCAGGAGGUACCGGAACAAGAGGAGACAAACAAAUGCCAGUGAAUACAAGGCAGUUGGUGCCCUAUAGGAAAAACUGUGUCUUCUGGCAGCAUUCUGUCCGCCUCGAUGGACUCAGUGGCUACCCAUCUAUUUAAAUGU
This is a messenger RNA of Ficedula albicollis (Collared flycatcher), 595 nucleotides long. It is a transcript of the gene EREG, whose product is annotated as epiregulin. The coding region runs from base 63 to 524 and encodes 153 amino acids. Lineage: Eukaryota; Metazoa; Chordata; Aves; Passeriformes; Muscicapidae. Gene Ontology annotation, biological process: positive regulation of cell population proliferation; epidermal growth factor receptor signaling pathway; positive regulation of mitotic nuclear division. The transcript is spliced from 5 exons. The record is from RefSeq and is a predicted model, not a curated record.